UAGUACCUCUGGCUCGUCAUCUAUGGACAGAAGCAAGAAUGAGGCUUUACAUGCUAAGGGAUCAUCCAGAUUGAAAAGGAAAGCAGAAGAUGUUGAUUGUGCAGUUAGAAAUUAUAGCCCCAAAGUCAGGAGAAGUACACAGUAUAUUUCAAAUUCAGUGAUGAACCACCGUGAUGGAAAGUUCAAUGCUCAUGAUUGCCGCAGAGUUCGUAGAAAAGUAGUGAACUGGGUAGAAAUUCCAGGGAAAGUAUCGGAAGAAAUCAAACAAAUGGUUGAUCCAUUGGCUAAUAAGCUGAACCCAAGACUGAUAUGUAAGGUGGAAGAUAUAUUAACACACAUGAAGAAGGUUCAUUUGUGUGAGAUGCUUUGUCUUCAAAUUCAGUCUCAGAAAGUAUGUGACGACUUGAGUGGUGCUAAGACAAAGAGGCAUGCUGAGAGUAGAUCAUUACUCUGCAAGUUAGCAUACGAAAAAGCCAAAUUUGAGUUGCUGCACCUCAAGAAAGAGAUAAUGAUGAAAAAGUUUCAAGCAUUGAGCACCGGUGUACAAACAUCUGAAACAUUGAGGUUGAAUUGUGCCAACUUUCUACGUCAACAUGGUUUCCGUUCUACUAACUUGUUAAAUCCUAACCAAGCUGAUGAGGUUAUGAUUACUAGUAAAUGGGCGGAGAUAACACAGGAGAUCACAGAAUUGGACUCAAAAAUCAAGAAGUUGAUUCAAUGUUUUACGACGUUCGACACAAUGACAGAAGAACCGGCAAAUGCAGACACUAUUAAAAUUGCUGAAGAUACUUUAAAAAAGAGAAUGAGUUGCAGAUACAUACGUCAUGAUAUUCUGGUCUGGAAAGUUGACAGUUUGGGUGAACGGAAUGAUUGUCAAAGCAUUGUUCUAAACUAUAGUGGCCUUUUCAACCAAAGGCUCACAUUAAAGCCUGGUCAUCCUUCAUGUGUACUAGUUUCAAACAGUUUCAGUGAUACAUUUGUUAAGCAUUUCCCAGAGCUGAAUGUUUCAGUUGCAUUUAACUCGUUGUUUAACGCUGAAGACUCCCAAAAGUAUAUCGGUUGUUCCAAUAUAUUGUUUGUGAUUACACAGAAAACCAGUUUGGUCCUACACAAUCUGCUAAAUGUGGCUGAGGAAUUUCAUUUAGCUCAAAUGAAUAUACCAAAUUUGAUCCAAGGAAACUUUGAUUCUCCAUCAGCGGAGCAGCUUCAUUUGCAGAUUAGCUUUCUUGAUUGCACAAACUUGAGAAAACUAAUUGUGAUUCUCGAUGUGGCAUGUUUGAUCCAUGGGAAGUAUCCUGGUGAUGUAGUUCCCUGCGAAUUACUUGAAGUUACAAGCGCAAAUAGAGACGGUGUUGCAUCGAAACAACUGAAGAACGAAAUAGAAUCUGCAAUGGAUGUUGUUGGAUUGGGAUAUCCUCGGAUAUUGAGACUCUGUCGUUGCAUUUCGAAAGUGUUGCAAUCACAAAAGAGAUGAUGUCUCCUUUCAUAACACUUCUUAUUUGCUGGUUUUGUUUUUGUAAAUAUGGCACUAGGGCUAUUACUUCUUGUACUACUAGUCGUCUAGUGCCUUUAACCAAAAGAUUAACUUUGUCACAGUCCCCAGUUUAAUCUUGGGUUUUGUACUUUUGUAUAUGUAACGUCAAGUAGUCUUCCUCGUCUUGGGUCUCUUA
This is a messenger RNA of Camelina sativa (false flax), 1670 nucleotides long. NCBI's taxonomy places the organism in Eukaryota, Viridiplantae, Streptophyta, Magnoliopsida, Brassicales, Brassicaceae. The record is from RefSeq and is a predicted model, not a curated record.